AAGUUGAUAAGUUCCUCUGACGCCCCUUUCUAUGCCUCUAUUGUAGAGAUAAUUCAACUCACCCAAAAAGAAAAAGUAGAAAGAAAGUAUUCAGGAAACAUCAUUUAAACAAUAGAAACCUGGUCGUGAGUUGAUAGAAACCAGUAGGGACUGUGGUGAGAGCCAGUCACUGUAGGACGAAGCGACAGGCAUGGAGCUCUGGCGCUCCUAACAUUGGUAUUAUGAACUUUGACGAGAGCCUGAAGGCAGUAGCGAUUGUUGUUGGGUUUUUUGCACCGGCACAUUCACGUGCUGAAGCGGUAACGAUGCAGAUGCCGUUGAUCGUUUACGGUCGAAGCACGUGUGUGUGAGAGGAGCUGUCAUGGCUGCAAUGAUCCCACCAGUCAAGCUGAAAUGGCUGGAGCACUUGAAUAGCUCCUGGAUCGCCGAGGACAGCGAGUCCAUCUCCACCCGUGAGGGCGUAGCACUGUUGUACUCCAAGCUCCUGGCCAAUAAAGAGGUGGUGGUGCUCCCCCAGCAGGUCCUGUGCCUGAAGGGUCCUCAGCUUCCAGACUUUGAGCGAGAAUGUCUGUCCAGCGAUGAGCAGGAGCACUACCUGGACGCACUGCUGGCCAGCCAGCUUGCCCUGGCUAAGACGGUGUGCUCCGAUUCGCCCUUUGCCUCCGCCCUGCGCAAGCGCCUCCUGGUCCUGCAGAGGAUCUUUUACGCACUUUCCAACAAGUACCACGACAAGGGCAAGGUGAAGGCCCAGCAGCACGCCCCUGAGAGCGCACCGGGCUCGGCUGAGCUGCAGGCAGUCAGCGAGCGGCCGCGCUCCAGCACCGACGCGCUCAUCGAGAUGGGAGUGCGCACGGGUCUCAGUCUGCUGUUCUCUCUGCUGCGGCAGAGCUGGACACUGCCACCCGCUGGGCCGGGCCUCAACCUCUGCAACGAUGUCAUCACAACUGCAAUCGAGGUGGUUGGUUCCUUGCCGCCGCUCUCACUGGCCAACGAGAGCAAGAUCCCCCCCAUGGGUCUGGACUGUCUGGCCCAGGUCAGCACCUUCCUGAAGGGCCUGAGUGUGCGAGGCUCGGGGGCCGACGUGGUGGGCCGCAGGCUGGCGUGUGAGCUGCUGCUGGGCCUGGCUGCACAGAGGGGCUCCCUGCGAUACCUGCUGGAGUGGGUGGAGAUGGCGCUGGCCGCCUCCACAGGCAUCAUGGGCCUGGAGCCCGGCCAGAAUCAGGAGGGGCUGAUGGGAUAUGACUGCUUCAUGAGCAUUCUCAUGCAGAUGAGACGAUCGCUGGGUUCGUCUGCGGACCGCAGCCAGUGGAAGGAGCCGUCACGCACCCCAGACAGCUUGUGCUCCCUGUAUGAGGCGGCACUCUGCCUGUUUGAGGAGGUCUGUCGUAUGGCGUCUGACUACUCAAGGACGUGUGCCAGCCCAGACAGUAUCCAGGCAGGGGAGGCGGCCAUGGUGUCUGAGAUGUGUGAGGUGUAUGUGUGGGGCAGUAACAGCAGUCACCAGCUGGUGGAGGGCACGCAGGAAAAGAUCCUCCAACCCAAACUGGCGCCCAGCUUCAGUGAUGCACAAACGAUUGAGGCUGGCCAGUAUUGCACGUUUGUGAUCUCUCCUGAUGGAUCCGUGCGGGCUUGUGGGAAGGGCAGCUAUGGUCGCCUGGGCCUGGGGGACUCCAACAACCAGUCCACUCUUAAGAAGCUGACCUUUGAACCUCACCGUGCUAUUAAGAAGGUUUCAUCAUCCAAGGGCUCUGACGGUCACACGCUGGCGUUCACCAGUGAGGGGGAGGUGUUCAGCUGGGGGGAUGGAGACUAUGGCAAGCUCGGACACGGGAACAGCUCCACUCAGAAAUAUCCCAAACUCAUCCUGGGCCCCCUGCAAGGAAAGGUGGUGGUAUGUGUUUCAGCAGGCUACCGUCACAGUGCAGCUGUUACUGAGGAUGGAGAGCUGUACACAUGGGGAGAAGGUGACUUUGGAAGACUAGGCCAUGGUGACAGUAACAGUAGGAACAUUCCCACCCUGGUGAAGGAUAUCAGUAAUGUGGGAGAGGUGUCCUGUGGGAGCUCCCACACCACUGCGCUGUCCAAGGAUGGACGCACAGUUUGGUCCUUUGGAGGUGGAGACAAUGGUAAGCUUGGUCAUGGUGAUACUAAUCGUGUGUACAAGCCCAAGGUGGUGGAGGCACUGCAAGGCAUGUUCAUUCGCAAGGUGUGUGCUGGCAGCCAGUCGUCCCUGGCACUCACCUCCACGGGGCAGGUGUUCUCCUGGGGCUGUGGAGCAUGUCUGGGCUGCGGCUCGGCGGAGGCCACAGCCCUGAGGCCCAAGCUGAUCGAAGAACUGGCCACCACUCGCGUUGUGGACAUCUCGAUAGGAGACAGCCAUUGUCUUGCUCUGUCACAUGACAAUGAAGUUUAUGCAUGGGGUAAUAACUCCAUGGGCCAGUGUGGUCAGGGCAACUCUACUGGUCCCAUUACCAAACCCAAGAAGGUGAUUGGCUUAGAUGGAGUUGCCAUUCAGCAGAUAUCUGCAGGGACCUCCCACAGCCUAGCCUGGACUGCCCUCCCUAGAGACAGACAGGUGGUGGCGUGGCACAGGCCAUACUGUGUGGAUCUGGAGGAGAGCACGUUUUCCCACCUGCGCUCCUUUCUGGAACGUUACUGCGACGGCAUCAACAGUGACGAGCCACCGCCACCUUUCCCCUCUUCCAAAGAACAUCAUCAUUUCCUGAAGUUGUGCCUGAGGCUGCUGUCCAAUCACCUGGCUUUGGCCCUGGCAGGAGGCGUGGCCACCAGUAUCCUAGGGCGACAGGCUAGACCUCUCCGCAACUUGCUGUUUAGGUUGAUGGAUGCUUCAGUUCCUGAUGACAUUCAGGAGGCUGUCAUCGAGACUCUGUCAGUAGGAGCCACAAUGCUGUUGCCUCCACUGAGGGAGAGAAUGGAGCUGCUGCACUCACUGCUGCCCCAAGGGCCAGACCGCUGGGAGAGCCUCUCCAAGGGACAGAGGAUGCAGUUGGACAUCAUUUUAACUAGCCUCCAGGAUCACACACAUGUAGCAUCUUUGCUGGGAUACAGUUCUCCUCCAGACGCAGCUGAGCCCCUCUCCAUGCCUUCAGACUCCACACACAGUCCUGGCACCCAUGCACACACACACCCUGACACACACCUGGCAGAGGUCCUCAUGAAGACUCUCCUCAGGAACCUCGGCUUCUACACGGACCAGGCAUUUGGUGAGCUGGAGAAGAACAGUGAUAAACAUCUCCAGGGAACGUCUUCCUCAGACAGCAGCCAACCUGCUCACCUACAUGAACUGCUCUGCUCUCUCCACAAACAGCUGCUGGCCUACUGCCACAUGAAUGCUGUCACAGAGAGCUCCAGCAGUCUGGCUCUCCUCCAUAAACACCUCCAGCUGUUACUGCCUCAUGCCACAGACAUCUUCACCCGCUCAGCCCUACUCCUGAGGGAGAGCUCUGGAAAUGGCACCGUGUGCAGCAAACUACGAGACGUGAUCUAUGUGUCUGCUGCAGGUAGCAUGCUGUGUCAGAUGGUGACAUCGGUGCUGCUGCUGCCUGUGUGGUCUGCACGUCCCGUCCUCCCCUUCCUGCUGGACCUGCUACCGCCGUUAGACCUGCUGAACCGACUGCUGCCCGCAGCCUCGCCGUCAGAGGACCAGGAGCUACAGUGGCCCUUACACGGGACACAGGAGUUGGUGGAACCUGUAUGUGUGUCUAGCCCAGCCCACUGCUGGGUGUGGCUGGUGGAUCUGGAGCGCACAGUGGCUCUGUUGAUUGGCCGUUGCCUAGGUGGCAUGCUACAGGGCCCCGCCCCCUCUCUGGAGGAGCAACACACUGCAUACUGGCUCAAAACUCCGCUGUUCAGUAACGGCUUGGAGACAGACAUACCACAGCUAGACGCCUCCGUUAGCGCUCUGUUGGAGGUGGCGCUGUGUGGGGAUGAGGAACAGAAGCCUUUUGACUGUGUGCUGCGUGCUGACAUGAGUGUGUUAGUGGACCUGGCACUGGGAACCACCAAGGAGCCCACACACAGUCUGUGGACCAACAUGCAGGACUACGCCCUCAGCAAGGACUGGGACAGCGCAUCUCUGGGUAACGAGGCUCUGCUGGACGCAGUCUCACGCUUCACUCUGGCAGCUCUGCUAAAGCACACAGGCCUGAUCGACCAGGCGUGCGGAGAGGGCAGGUAUCAACCCUGUAAGCUGCUGGCUGAACUCUACCGCGGCGUCUACAAGGUGCGCAGUCGCUUAUUGGCCUGCAGGAACAUGGACCUGAUCCAGACACGCUCGUCCUCAAGAGAGCGCAGGAUCUCUGAUAACAUAGAGUCCCUGGACCUGGACCCACAGGAGCACUCCUUCACCCGCACCAUCGAUGAGGAGGCGGAGCUGGAGGAGCGGGCUGAGCGAGAGCGGGAGCGUGAAGAGGUCCACCAGGAGCACGACGAUGAGGAGAGGACGCAUGAGGUCAUGACUGCAGGAAAAAUCUUUCAAUGUUUCCUCUCAGCGCGGGAGGUGGUGCGGGGACGUGAGCGGGACCGGCCCGGCAGCACCAGCGUCCAGGACGAGACCGCACAGCUGGGCCAAGACCACCAGAGCAGCACAGUCCAGCACGAUGGUCAGGAUCUCUACACCGCCGCCUGCAACAGCACCAUCCACCGCUGCGCCUUGCUCUUAUUGGCCGUCAACCCGCCACUCACACCGCACACCAAUCAGCAACCUCCCUUAGCCAGUGCCAUACAGGAGGGAGGCGGGUUUAUGACGAGGAGUGAGAGUUUAUCAGCUGAGAGCCGUUCCAUACAGGCCAGUCCUAGUUACAGACUCACUAAAUCACGCAGUGAGUCUGAUCUAUCACAGCCUGAAUCUGAUGAGGAGGGAUACUCACUGAGCGGCAGGAGAAAUGUUGACCUGGAUUUGAUGUGCACAUACAAGCGAGGUCUACUGCACGGCCCCCCAGAUUCGUCGGCCGACCAGUUCGGGGUCCGCUGGGGUCAAGAGUGUCUUUACAGCUCUCCACCGUCCUACGAGGGGUCGGACCUGGACCUGAGCCGAGCGCUGCGGGUCCACGCCCUCAUCGACAACAUCGUGGCCUUCAUCAGCGGAGACGUGGCCAGCGCACCUGCCUUCAAGGAGCCUGAGGAGAACAUGUCCACCAGCCCACAGGCCAUCACCACGGCCAUGGAGCAGCAGCAGAGCAGAGCCGAGCUGCGGCUGGAGGCCCUUCAUCAGAUUGUGGUGUUGAUCUCUGGGAUGGAGGAGAAAAGUAGUCAGGCUGGAGCAGGGGGCGUGGCUGGACACACUAGCCCUGCCUUCCACUCUGCCUCUCUGCUGACAUCAGUCAGACUGCAGUUCCUGGCCGGGUGUUUCGGACUGGGUGCCGUUAGCAGUGGAGGGCUUAAAGGAGAAAGUGUGCAGCUGCACCACUACCAGGAUGGUGUCCGAGCUGCAAAAAAUACUUUACAGAUGGACAUUCAGACUGCCGUGCACAAAAUCUACCAGCAGCUGUCAGUUACACUGGAAAGAGCCCUGCAGGCCAACAAGCAUCACCUAGAGGCUCAGCAGAGGCUGCUCUUGGUGACAGUCUUUGCCCUCAGCGUGCGCUACCAGCCGGUGGACGUGUCCCUAGCCAUCUCCACUGGCCUGCUGGAUGUUCUGUCCCAGCUGUGCGGCAGGGAGACGCUCCUGGGUCAGACCCUGCAGCUGCUGCACAAGCCAUCUGGCUCCCAGCUCAGCAUGGCUCUGAAAGUGGCCAGCACCAGACUGCUGCAGAUCCUGGCCAUCAGUACUGGGACGUACGCAGACAGGUUAAGUCCUAAGGUAGUCCAGGCCCUCCUGGACCUGCUGUGUAGUCAGUUAAAGACUCUCCUGUGGCAGACGGCGGCCAGCGUGACGGGUCCAAGCGCAGAGCACCAGGACAAGGCAGAUGACUGCGCAGAUGCACACAAAGACUUCAGGGUGUUACGUAAACAGCACACAGCUGAGCUGCACCUUGGCGACUUCCUGGUGUUCCUGCGCAGAGUUGUGUCCUCUAAAUCCAUCCAGUCUAAGAUGGCGUCGCCCAAAUGGACUGAAGUGUUGCUCAACAUUGCAGCUCAGAAAUGCUGCUCAGGUGUUCCCCUGGUGGGUAAUCUGAGGACACGUCUGCUUGCUCUGCAUGUCCUGGAGGCAGUGCUUCCUGCCUGCGAGAACAGCGUUGAGGAUCAUCAGAUGACCCAGGUGGUGGAGCGGCUGUUCUCUCUGCUGUCAGACUGCAUGUGGGAGGCACCUAUAUCUCAGGCCAAACACACCCUCCACCUUCAGGAGCACGAGCAGGAGCUCAGACUCCAGGGAGAGGUUGAAGAGGAAGAGGAGAACUUGCCCAUUCAGGAAGUGAUCUUUGACCCAGAGAAGGCUCAGUGCUGUGUGGUGGAGAGUGGCCAGGUCCUGACCCAUGGCACUGGGGGCAAAGGUUACGGCCUUGCUGCCACGGGUAUUUCCUCCGGCUGCUACCAGUGGAAGUUCUACAUAGUGAAGGAGAAUCGAGGGAACGAGGGGACGUGUGUGGGUGUGUCUCGCUGGCCUGUGCAUGACUUCAACCACCGCACCACGGCUGACAUGUGGCUGUACCGUGCCUACAGUGGGAACCUGUACCACAGUGGAGAGCAGCCACUCACACUGGCCAGCUACACACAGGGAGACCACAUCACCUGCGUGCUGGACAUGGAGGCGCGCACCGUGUCCUUUGGCAAAAACGGAGAGGAACCCAAACUGGCCUUUGAAGAUGUGGACGCGACUGAGCUGUUCCCCUGUGUGAUGUUCUACAGCAGUAACCCUGGAGAGAAGGUCAAAAUCUGUGACAUGCAGAUGAGAGGGACACCACGUGACCUGUUGCCUGGCGACCCCAUCUGCAGCCCUGUGGCAACCGUGUUGGUGGAGGCCACCGUUCAACUGCUCCGUGUGCUGCACCGCUGGGAACGCUGGACUCCGCCUAUCAACCGCUGCAUGCUUCAGCGUCUCCAACAGAUCCGGGGCUGCCUGCGCGGCAGCGUGCCACCACCCGGGGGUGCCAGGCUGCGCAAAAGCCGCUCAGCCCAGAGCCGCGAGGAGCAGGAGGAGCGGGAGGAGGAGAGGGAGGAGCGUGCGGGCAAGGCCGGGAGACACACGUCCAUGGAGCUGUCCGAGUCCCACCUGCGCACACUGUGCUGCCAGGUGUGGCCCGUGCUGGCCGUGAUGGGAGGUGCAGACGGCGGGCUGAGGGUAGGCGGGCGCUGUGUGCACAGACAGACGGGCAGACACGCCACCCUGCUGGGCGUGGCCAAGGAGGGCAGCACCUCGGCCAAGGUGCAGUGGGACGAGGCCGAAAUCACCAUCAGCUUCCCCGCUUUCUGGUCGCCUAGUGACACUCCCCUGUACAACCUGGAGCCAUGUGAGCCGCUGCCCUUUGACGUGAUGCGUUUCCGUGGCCUGACCGCCGCCCUGCUGCGUGACCUCACCGCUCUGGCCUCACUGCAGGAUGACAGCACCAGGCCUUCGUCAUCAUCCUCCUCCUCCUCCCGCCGGCAUGAACGCCGGCACCGGCACGAGACGGAGCGGGAGGGCGAGGUGCAUCCGGAUGGCCGGGAAGGCACGUGCGACCUACGUGUCUCCCACAGCCUGGACGAGGUGCGCGCCCACGCCAGCACCCGCCCUGAACCUGCAGAAGGGGUGGGGCUUCGCACCAGUGCGCAGGAGGCAUCGGCCCUGGCAGAGUUACACGCCGUGCAGCUGUCCUACCUUUACCUGGGUGCCAUGAAGAGUGUGAGCACACUGCUGAGCUGCAGCAGGUAUGCUGAGCUUCUGCUCGUGCCCAAGGUGCCACCCGACGGCGGGCACAACGCAGACUGCAGCAGCCCUGGCAUCAGCGGCUCACACGAAGACGUGGAGAUGCGUGCUGCACUGCAGUUCCUCAUGCGCCACAUGGUGACACGGGCGGUCAUGAGGUCACCCAUCAAGAGGGCACUCAGCCUGGCACACCUGGAGCGGGCACACGCUAUGAUCUACAAACUAGUGGUCACCAGUCUGCUGAAGGGACAGGACGGGGAUGGAGCCAAGACAUUGCAUGCCGAGUGUGAAGAGCUGGAUGGUGACCCCCAGUUCCAGACUCCAGUCACCACCUCCCCCUCUGCCUCUAGCAGCACCUCCUUCAUGAGCUCCUCCUUAGAGGACACCACCACGGCAACCACACCCGUCACCACGGCAACCACACCUGUUACUGAUGCAGAGACUGCACCAGCCUCAGAGUCUCCAGGUGUUAUGCCUCUCAGCCUACUCAGACAGAUGUUCUCUAGUUACCCCACUACCACUCUGCUUCCUGCUCGCCGGGCUCAUACUCCCCCAGUGUCUCUACCCACAUCCCCCUCAGAUGAGCACGGACGGAGACAGAGCCUCACCUCUCCUGAGUCCCAGCCUGCUAGGACCGCCAACAGGACUGCACUCUCAGAUCCUAGCAGUCGACUCUCCACAUCGCCCCCUCCCCCCGCCAUCGCUGUGCCUUUACUGGAGAUGGGCUUCUCACUUCGCCAAAUAAUGAAAGCCUUGGAGGCCACAGGAGCCCGUGGCGAGGCAGACGCCCAGAACAUCACCGUAUUGGCCAUGUGGAUGAUUGAGCAUCCGGGCACCGAGGCUUCAGAGGACCAUCAUACCAUCGCCAGUGACUCCUGUGCUGGAGCAGCUGGGGGAGGCAAAAGUGCAGAUGGGAGCUACCUUCAGACCCCGGGGGACCCGCCCAGCACCCAGGGGGAGGACAGGGACCCGCCCAGCGCCCAGGGGGAGGAGACUUUCAGCCAGAGCCCUGAAGGACUUGAACAAGACUCCGCCUCCGCCUCAACUGGCCACGCCCCAAGAGGCCGUUCAGCAGCCAAUAGGAAGCAUCGGUUUGACCUGGCAGCUCGCACUUUACUAGCUCGCGCAGCUGGGCUGUAUCGCUCCGUGCAGGCCCAUCGCUCUCAGGUGCGUAGGGAGGGUCUUGGUCUCCAGCAGGACCCUGGCUCUCUGGGGGGCCUGUAUGACUUUAACCUGGACGAGGAGCUAGAGCUGGACCAGGAGGCCAUGGAGGCCAUGUUCAGCCAGGAGCUGGCAUCCGACUCCGACAUCCUGGGAAUGUGGAUCCCGGAGGUACUGGACUGGCCAACAUGGCACGUGUGUGAGUCCGAGGACCAUGGCGAGGUGGUGGUGUGUGAGCUCUGUGAUGCCAGCGUGUCCAGCUUUAACCAGCACAUGAAGAAGAGCCACCCAGGCUGUGGGCGUAGUGCCAACCGGCAGGGUUACCGUAGCAACGGCUCCUACGUGGAUGGCUGGUUUGGGGGUGAGUGCGGCAGUGGGAACCCCUAUUACCUGCUGUGUGGCAGCUGCAGAGAGAAGUACCUCAGCAUGAAGAACAAGACCAAAGGAGCCCUACCUGAGAGGUAUAAAGGUCAGGCUCCAGACCUUCUGGGAAAACAAGAUAGUGUCUACGAAGAGGACUGGGACAUGCUGGAUGUGGAGGAGGCUGAGCGUCUCACGGGGGUGGAGGAGUUUGAGCUGCUCUCAGCACCACUGGGUCUGAGUGAGCACAGACCUGUGCCUGACGCUGUUCACUUCCCCGACACCGACCCCCUCGGAGCCUCUGUCGCCAUGGUUACUGCCACCAACAGCAUGGAGGAGACCCUGCUGCAGAUAGGCUGCCAGAGCUCAGUGGAUAAGGGCUCUCCAGGCCGUGUGGCUCUGGGGGAACAGGCCGCUUGUCUCCAGAGCUCCGCGGAUCGUCUGGUGGCUCUCAGCAGAGUCACAGCUGCCACACAGGUGCUACUGGCCAGGACCAUGGUGAUGAGGGCACUGUCCCUCCUCUCAGUCAGUGGCUCCAGCUGCAGUUUGGCCGCUGGUCUGGAGUCUCUGGGACUGACGGACAUUAGGACCCUGGUGCGUUUGAUGUGCUUGGCUGCGGCAGGGCGGGCCGGCCUCUCCACAGGUCUGGCCUCGGGCCCUGGAACCUCCGAACGGCCCAGAGGAGCCAGCAAGCCCAGCAAGCCCAUCUCAUGCCUGGCAUACCUCAGCACGGCUGUAGGCUGCCUCGCUUCCAACAGCCCCACUGCUGCCAAACUGCUGGUGCAGCUGUGCACUCAGAACCUGAUCUCAGCAGCCACAGGGAUGAACCUGACCACCGUGGACGACCCCAUCCAGAGGAGGUUCCUGCCCAGUUUCCUACGUGGUGUGGCCGAGGAGAACAAGCUGGUGACAUCGCCCAACUUUGUAGUGACGCAGGCACUGGUGGCGCUCCUGGCAGAUAAGGGUGCCAGACUAAGACCCGGAUAUGACAAGGCUGAACUGGAGAAAAGAGGCCCGUUGGAGCUGGCCAAUGCACUGGCGGCGUGUUGCCUCUCGUCCCGCCUCUCUUCACAGCACCGCCAAUGGGCUGCACAGCAGCUGGUGCGCACACUGGCCGCUCACGACCGUGACAACCAGGGCCGGCCACAGAGCUUCGCUGACAUGGCUGGAGACCUGCGGAAGUGCUCCACUAUCAAACUGGAGGCUCACCAGGGCAGGGUGAUCUGCUGUGCCUGGUGCAGUAAAAAGGGAUUGCUGGCCACCAGCGGCAGCGACGGCACCGUUCGAAUCUGGAGUGUCAGCAAGAACCAGUACAGCCUGCAGCAGACCGUCGUCAACAGAACAGACAGCUCCCUGGAGGAGUGUGUGGGAGGCGUUCCGUCUCCUGGUGAGCCCAGCCUGGCUCCAGUAGCCUGGAGUGCGAGUGCAAAGUUCUUGGCUACAGCGGUGGAGAAAGUCGUCAACAUCUGGCAGGUCAAUGGUGGUAAGGGCUUGUUGGACCUGCAGCCUCACUGGGUGUCGUCAUUGGCCUGGCCAGAGAAUGAGGCGGGAUCUCUGUGGUCCGGGGAACCUCGGGAGUUGCUAUUGGUCGGCCGCAUGGAUGGAACGCUGGGCCUGAUCGAAGUCCUGGAUCCGUCCAAGAUGCACAGAACCGAACUACAGCACUGCUACAGAAAAAACGUGGCUGUGAUGCAUAUUGCAUGGUACAGUGAAGACCACCCCUUCGCUGUAGGCUAUGCAGAUGGAAAACUUCUCAUUGGCUCUAAAGAACCCCUGGAAAAUGGAUCUGUGGUGGUUAUCGAUGCCCACAAGGAGAGCAUCAGUUCAUUGGGCUGGGCUCCAGGUGGACGAAUACUGUCAAGCUGUGCCAAAGAGGAGAUUGUGCACCUGUGGGCAGAGUCAGGGGCAGGGCUUGGAUGGAACUGGGCGUGUCUUCAGAGCAUCACUCACCCCACUGUGGUGAAUACUGUUGCCUGGUGCACGCUGCCAGGUCAAGGACCCAAAGCACUGAAUAUGCUAGCCACUUGUUGUCAGAAUGGCCUGGUGUCUGUGUGGACAGUACCACAGGACCCCUCAGUCUUCUCCCAGGUCAGCACAGCCAGCCCAGAAGCAUGGUGGGAAAUGGAGUCCAAGUCUAAAACUAUGCUGCCCCCGCGACGGAGUGAGGCAGCAGUGUGUGUGUUUCAGCUGCGAGGUCACAUGACCCCAGUGCGGACAGUGGCAUUCAGUCCGGAUGGUCUGGCGCUGGUAUCUGGGGGUGUGGGAGGACUCAUGAAUAUCUGGUCCCUUCGAGAUGGCUCGGUGCUACAGACUGUGGUUGCUGGCUCUGGAGCAGUUCAGCACACCGUGUGGAUUCCUGAUGUUGGGGUGGCUGUUUGCUCCAAUCGCUCUAAGGAUGUUCUGGUAGUCAAUUGUUCCACGGAAUUCAUGGCAACCAAUCACGUAUUAGCAACCUGCCGUUCUGCUCUAAAGAAGCAAGGAGUUGUGGGAUUGAACAUGGCACCCUGCAUGAGGGCGUUCUUAGAGAGACUUCCCAUCAUGCUCCAGGACCAGUAUGUCUACGAGAAGCCUCAUGUAGUGUGUGGCGAACAGCUGAUCCACAGCCCAUACAUGCAGUGUCUGGCGUCUCUGGCUGUGGGGCUGCAGCUGGACUUACUGCUGUGCCAGCCAGCCCUCCCCCCCCACCUGGCUCACUGCCCCGCCCAGCCUGGCUCUUCCUCUUCCUCACAUGCCUGGGGCAGCAGUGAGUGGGCAUGGCUUCACUGCUUCUCCACCACAGUGAAGACGGCAGAGGCUCUUGCCCGUGGACACACCUUCCCAGAAUCCUUCAGUGUGCCUGACCUAGAGCCCGUGACCAAGGAUAAGAUGGCUGUCUUAAUGGACAACAGUAAAUGGGCUCCAGAGAUGGAUGAGCAGCUAAUGUCCUGGGCCACAUCCAGACCAGAGGACUGGCAUCUGGGGGGAAAGUGUGAAGUGUAUGUGUGGGGGGCUGGGCGACAUGGACAGCUUGCUGAAGCGGGUCGAAACAUUUUAGUACCAACACCUGUGUUCUCCUUCUCUCAGGCUCAACAGGUUGUGUGUGGACAGAAUUGCACCUUUGUGAUCCAGGCAAACGGGACAGUGUCUGCAUGUGGAGAGGGCAGUUAUGGCCGACUGGGACAGGGAAACUCUGAUGACCUGCAUGUCCUCACAGUUAUUUCAGCACUGCAAGGCUUCGUGGUGACCCAGCUGGUGACAUCAUGUGGCUCUGACGGUCACUCCAUGGCUCUGACGGAGAGUGGGGAAGUGUUCAGCUGGGGAGAUGGAGACUACGGCAAACUGGGUCAUGGGAACAGUGACCGACAGCGACGGCCACGACAGAUAGAGGCCCUGCAGGGAGAGGAGGUGGUGCAGAUGUCGUGCGGGUUUAAACACUCUGCUGUAGUCACAGCUGAUGGGAAACUCUUCUCCUUUGGGAAUGGAGACUACGGCAGACUGGGUCUGGGCAACACCUCCAACAAGAAACUUCCUGAGAGAGUCACGGCACUUGAGGGUCACCAGGUCGCACAGGUGGCAUGUGGACUAAAUCAUACCUUGGCAGUGUCUGCUGAUGGAAUGACAGUGUGGGCAUUUGGAGAUGGAGACUAUGGGAAGCUAGGGUUAGGAAACUCCACAGCUAAAUCCUCACCACAGAGGGUUGAUGUCCUGUGUGGAAUUGGGAUUAAGAAGGUGGCUUGUGGCACACAGUUUUCUGUGGCUUUAACCAAAGAUGGACAUGUUUACACUUUUGGGCAAGAUCGCCUGAUUGGUCUGCCUGAAGGGCGGGCACGCAAUCACAACCGGCCACAGCAGGUGCCCGCCCUGGGGGGCGUGAUCAUUGUGGAUGUAGCAGUAGGGUCUGAGCACACACUCUCGCUCUCGUCCGCCGGAGACGUCUAUGCUUGGGGCAGCAAUUCAGAGGGCCAGCUGGGCCUGGGUCACACCAACCACGUCAGAGAGCCAACGCUCAUUAAUGCUCUUCAAGGGAAGGGUAUCGAGCAGAUCUCUGCAGGACGCUGUCACAGUGCAGCAUGGACUGCACCGCCUGUCCCGCCCAGAGCACCAGGGUCGUCUGUGCCGUUGCAGUUGGGUUUGCCAGUGUCUGUCCCUCCUCAGUACAGUGCGCUGCGGGACACCAGCAUGGAGGUGCUCAGGGCACGACUCAGGCUACUUUACCACUUCUCAGACCUAAUGUACUCCUCAUGGAGACUGCUCAACCUCAGCCCCAGCCACCAGAACUGCACAUCUCACUAUAAUCUGGGGACGUGGGGUAUAGUUCAGGGGCAGUUGCGCCCCCUACUGGCCCCGCGUGUUUAUACACUCCCAAUGGUGCGCUCCAUUGGCAAAACCAUGGUGCAGGGAAAGAACUACGGCCCUCAGAUCACCGUGAAGAGAAUCUCCACUCGAGGGAGGAAGUGUAAGCCCAUUUUCGUGCAGAUUGCUCGGCAGGUGGUGAAGCUGAACGCGUCGGACCUGAGGCUGCCCUCACGUGCCUGGAAGGUCAAGCUUGUGGGGGAGGGGGCUGACGAUGCAGGGGGCGUGUUUGAUGACACCAUCACUGAAAUGUGUCAGGAGCUUGAAACUGGAGUGGUGGACCUGCUCAUUCCAUCCCCCAAUGCCACAGCAGAGGUGGGGUACAACAGGGACCGGUUCCUGCUGAACCCCUCUGCAUGCUUGGAGGAGCACUUGCUUCAGUUUAAGUUCCUUGGCAUCCUGAUGGGAGUCGCCAUCCGCACCAAGAAGCCCCUGGACCUGCACCUGGCGCCGGUGGUGUGGAAGCAGCUGUGUUGUGUCCCACUUACUCUGGAGGACCUGGAGGAGGUGGACCUGCUCUAUGUCCAGACACUCAACAGCAUACUGCACCUGGAGGACAGUGGCAUCACCGAACAGAACUUCCAUGAGAUGAUUCCUUUGGACUCCUUUGUGGGCCAGAGUGCUGAUGGGAAAAUGGUCCCAAUUAUUCCAGGAGGGAACAGUAUCCCACUGACCUUCUCCAACAGGAAGGAGUACGUGGAAAGAGCCAUUGAGUACCGUUUGCACGAAAUAGAUCGGCAGGUGGCAGCAGUGCGGGAGGGCAUGUCGUGGAUCGUGCCCGUCCCUCUGCUCUCUCUGCUGACGGCGCGGCACCUGGAACAGAUGGUGUGCGGGCUGCCUGAGAUUAGCGUGGACGUGCUGAAGAAGGUGGUGAGGUACCGAGAGGUGGAGGAGCAGCAGCAGCUGGUGCAGUGGUUCUGGCAGACGCUGGAGGAGUUCUCCAAUGAGGAGCGCAUGCUUUUUAUGCGCUUUGUGUCCGGUCGCUCACGACUCCCUGCCAACACUGCUGACAUCUCACAGCGCUUCCAGAUUAUGAAGGUGGACCGGCCAUACGACAGUCUUCCCACCUCUCAGACCUGUUUCUUCCAGCUCCGCCUCCCUCCAUACUCCAGCCAAUCGCUGAUGGCAGAGCGACUGCGCUACGCUAUCAACAACUGCCGUUCUAUCGACAUGGACAACUACAUGUUGUCUCGCAAUGUGGACAACGCAGAGGGCUCAGACACCGACUACUAAUGUCCUCCAUGCAUGAAGAUACACACACGGUGAACACCGUAUGGGCCCUGUUGAAGACGGACACACAUGGGCAACAUCAUAUGGGCCCUGUUGACGACUUGGUGGAGGCUUGACAGUUUUUAAACAUUUGAUGUUCAGACAUGUAAACAACUUGGUGGUUUUUGUUUUCACCUCUUUUCUUAGAAGUUAAAGCAAUCCAGAGGCUUAGGUGGGCCAGAGAAUAAACUAGAAUGUAUUACAUUUUCUCUACUUCUGUCUUUCUCACUCUUGUAUUCUUUCUUUAACCUCUUCUGUUUCUUUCUUGGCCCCACCCCCCUUUUCAGGGUUUUCUGCAUGAACAUGUUUAAUUUGGGGAGGGAAAAAAAAUGUAUAAAAUGAUCUACUGAAAAAAGGAAACAAUAUUGUACAUUGUGUAUAUGCUUCAUUAGAAAAGUGUUUUACUUAAGUAUCCAUAUUUAUUUUUGUUUUAAUUUUUGAAUUGCCUACACCCAGUUUCAUAACAGACAAAUAAAUCCUUCAGUAUCAAGAUUGUCUCCUCUUAUAAUUUCUGAAGUAAGGAUUUGACUGUGUGACUGAUUUGACUAGGAUGUCAUUUCUAAGAACCAGCAUGACGUAGCAGUUGGGAACGAACGCUAGGCUGUGCAUUCUGGGCAUACCAUCACACCCCCAGGGUUAAUACAGACAGUCAUAUAGUCCACAUUCAGAGUUCCUGCUACCAUACAGUAGGUCUUAACACAUUUUAAUGCAAGAAUGUUAAUACUAUAGUAUUAUAAAGUUCAGACAAUAUUCACUUGCAUGCAUAACCUUAAACAGUGAGAAAUGCACCAGCUAGUACUGUUUUCUGCAAUCGUACAUAUGUCAAAUAUAAAAUAACACCAGUUUCAUGUCUCUCACUGACAUUACCACAUAUUGGCCCAUUAAAGAUUUUGUUUCUUGUUUUCACUUCAGUGGUCAAGUAGAAAUAAAUAAUUUUUAGAAUCAUACGUUUGUGAAAGAAUUUAAGGUAAUUUUACAGCCUUAUUGUAUACUAAAUCUUUUGUAAUUUUCAGUAUAAAAUUUAAUAUUUCUGCUAGUUUAAGAAAAGUACAAAUAGUUUUUAAAGACAGACUGUAGAAAAAAAAAACAGAUUUUGGAACAUAAGGGCAAAGGUGAAACUCUAAACUCAACUGAGAAUUUAGGCUGGUGUUAGAAUGAGCACUUUGAGGAACUCAAACCUCAGAAACAUGCCCCCUUUCCAGGAGGUAGGACCAGAAGCUACCGAGGGGACAGAUUCUGUGUCCCUGGCUGAAGUCACAGAGGUAGUGACUCAGUGGCAAGGAACAAGGUGAUAGUUACACACUUCUACAAUAUCUCAUGGAAAUCAGUAACAGGGCCUCUAGCAAACUGGGUGAUGGUCCCCAUUUUUAAGAAAAGGGACCAGAGAAUGUGUGCACACUAUAGAGGGAACACACUUCCAUGCCAAGGUGCUUGAAAAGAGACAUCAUCCAACUGCUGAAUCUUAGAAGAGCUUGUCCAUCAUUCCACAGCCAGGACAGAAUCUGCUUUGUUCCU
This is a messenger RNA of Electrophorus electricus (electric eel), 16441 nucleotides long. RefSeq names its product HECT and RLD domain containing E3 ubiquitin protein ligase family member 1 (gene herc1). The record is from RefSeq and is a predicted model, not a curated record. Gene Ontology annotation, molecular function: protein binding; ubiquitin-protein transferase activity. Lineage: Eukaryota; Metazoa; Chordata; Actinopteri; Gymnotiformes; Gymnotidae.